AUGGUCGAAAGAGGCACAGUUAUCCUGCUGGAAGUGGUGAUCUUCAUCGCGCUCAUGGACGUACUGUUCGCCCUGUUCGUGACCCCACUGACCACCACCAACACCGACGAGCAGACCUACCCCUACUCGGCGGACAUCGGGCUGAUGGUGCUGUUCGGUUUCGGGCUGAUGGCGGCCUACUACGAGCGGUUCUCGCUGACCACCCUCUCGAUGCAGCUGGUGACGGUCUGCCAGUGCAUUAUCCUGUACAUCUUCCUGGAGAUCCUCUGGCGCAGCAGCUCGCUUGGCCGGCUGGGCUUCCUGGAGCUCUUCAACCACAACAUCAUCACGAUGAUCUUCUACACGCUGACCGAGGCCCUGAUCGUGGACGAAGCUUUGAUCUUCGACACGGGCAGGACCAUGAGUCUCUUCAGCUUUGCGGGCACGGUCAGCUUCCUGCUGUCCUUCGCCUUCAAGAAGGAUAAUGAACCAGUCCCACCCGCCCGCAUGCCCUCCACCCGCGGCUACGUGCUGGCCCUGGUCGGCACUGGCCUCUGCUGGGUGUUCUUCGGGUCGUUCAACUCGGCCAACGCGGUGGGCUACCAGCGCACCCUGGCCUACGCGAACACCUGGUUCAGCCUGGCCAUGAGCACGCUCACCGUGUUCACCCUGUCCUACGUGAUCCAGGGCAAGCUCGACCCCUACACAGUCAUCUUCAGCUCGCUGUCAGGCGGGAUCGCAAUCGGCUGCACUGCGGACCUCAUCAAGAGCCCCUCUGCGGCCCUGUUCAUCGGCAUCCUGGCGGGCCUCGUGGUCUUCAUGGCCAACUGGCUGAACGCCUUCUCACGGUGGUCCGAGGACAGCACCGGGCUCGGCAAUCUCAGCGUUGUCAGCGGGAUGGUCGGCUCGAUCAUGUCCUGCAUCAUCAUCACGUUCUACCGACACGACGGCGGCCGCCCCUCCGAGUUCGACAUCAGCUUCCCCCGCAGCUUCGGCGUGCAAGCCGGCUUCCAGUUCGUCGGACUAAUAAUCGCGAUGUGCCUGGGGCUGGCCUGCGCAGCGAUCAACUACAUGCUGCUGUUCCUAACCCGCUCCUCCUACGAAUAG
Molecule: messenger RNA, 1086 nt
Organism: Hippocampus zosterae (dwarf seahorse)
Lineage: Eukaryota; Metazoa; Chordata; Actinopteri; Syngnathiformes; Syngnathidae
Product: ammonium transporter Rh type B-like
Exons: 2
Coding region: 1-1086 (361 amino acids)
Biological process (GO): ammonium transmembrane transport; ammonium homeostasis
Cellular component (GO): membrane
Molecular function (GO): ammonium channel activity
Source: RefSeq, a predicted model, not a curated record